This is a messenger RNA of Erpetoichthys calabaricus (reedfish), 3747 nucleotides long. It is a transcript of the gene adamtsl7, whose product is annotated as ADAMTS-like 7. Gene Ontology annotation, molecular function: metalloendopeptidase activity. The transcript has 12 exons. Bases 161 to 2155 code for a protein of 664 amino acids. Lineage: Eukaryota; Metazoa; Chordata; Cladistia; Polypteriformes; Polypteridae. Gene Ontology annotation, biological process: extracellular matrix organization. The record is from RefSeq and is a predicted model, not a curated record. Gene Ontology annotation, cellular component: extracellular matrix.
GGAGGAGGAGGAGGAGGUGGUAGCUGUCAAGAGUUUAAGGCCACCUACUUGAAGCUGGUGGUGGAGAGUCUGCACUAAAAGGCUUGGGCUUUGGCAGCACACGACAAUCCUGCCACCGAGCUCUCUUCACCACACAGCUGCUGCCUGCCGCUCCACGAGGAUGUUUCCCCACAAUUUCCCAGUGAACUGCAAUGGGGUCGUUGUCAUUCUGCUGCUCUUUUUAAGCCACUGUGCACGUGGGACUCUUCUUCAGAUGAAUACCCACUUGAAGGAGGGUAUGGACUGUGAUGGACUAGCAGGAUCCAGACAAGUGAUUGACAAAUGUGGGAUUUGUGGAGGAGACAACUCCGCCUGUGAAAUAAUUGCCGGCAUCUUCAGACCUACAGUCCUAUCCGUUGGAUAUCAUAAAAUUAUCGAAAUUCCCAAAGGAGCAGCAAAUAUUAACAUAACAGAAAUGGUUAAGAGCAGAAAUUAUAUCGCACUGAGAAAUCAACUCGGAGAGUCAAUCAUUAAUGGAAACUGGGCUAUCGACAGACCAGGCACUUUCAGUGCUGCAGGAACCGUAUUCGUUUACAAGAGACCCAACGAGAUCAGCAGUAAGGCUGGAGAGUCCAUAACUGCCGAAGGACCUACCAAGGAAGUGCUUCAUGUUCUCAUUAUUUACCAGCAGCCUAACCCAAGUGUGUACUAUGAAUAUAUCUUACCGAGGAAUGAUGUUGUUAACCUGCAACCUGUCUCCCAGUCUGACAUCCAGCCAUUUGGUAUCGAGCCUCUAAAUGGACAACUGGGGGUCUACACAACGCACGGGCAGAGGUACAUCUCACCCCAUGGAAACGGAGAGAACCUUGUUAAUGGUUUCGACGCUCAUCAGUUCUCUCAGGAGCCCUCGGCAUCUACGACUUUGCAGCCCUUUGGGUCUGAGCAUUUGGAAGACAAAAAAGAACGACGCAAUGCCUACAACUGGAAGUUCACUGGAAACAGCCGAUGCAGUGCUUCCUGUGGAGGAGGCAGACGAUACCCCAUUUUCAGUUGUGUAGAAAGAAUCACGCACAAGCAAGUAUCAGAAAGUCUCUGUGACAUGGCCAUGAGGCCGACACCAGAAGAGGAACAGUGCAACACUCAGCCAUGUCCGGCCUUCUGGGAUGUGGGUGAGUGGUCUGAAUGCAGUAAAACAUGCGGCCCGGGAUUCCAGCAUCGGCAGGUCAUUUGCAGACAAGUCUACGGCAAUCAAACCCACGCCGUCUAUGCCGCGCACUGUCAACAUUUGGAGAAACCAGAAACUGUCAGCACAUGCCAGCUGAAAAUCUGCAGUGAAUGGCAAAUCCGGACUGACUGGACCCCUUGUUCAGUACCCUGUGGAGUGGGACAAAGAACCCGAGACAUCAAAUGUGUGGACAAUCUAGGUGACGUUGUCCAUGAUGAAGAGUGUAACAUGAAGCUGAAGCCGGAGUACUCGGAGAACUGCGACGCCGGACCCUGUGCGAGGAGCUGGUUCAUGACCGAAUGGAGUGACAGGUGCUCGGCCGAAUGCGGAAACGGCAGCCAGACGAGAAGUGUCAUCUGCCUGAUGAAUCACAUUAGCAGCUUACCUCUCGAAGGCUGUGGCAAAGAGAAGCCGGCAGAAAGCAAGCUUUGUAACUUUGGCCCUUGUUACGAGAGAGCGGAAUGGUUUACGGGGCCUUGGGGACAGUGCUCUACAGAAUGCGGUGAUGGCACCAAAAGCAGAAGUGUGGUCUGUCUAAUUCAGUCCAACAACAGCUUUGAAGUGACUAAGCCUUCUGAAUGUAGUCACCUUGAGAAACCACCUACUGAGCAGCCAUGCCACCUGAAGAAUUGUGGAGCAAAAUGGUUUACCACGGAAUGGAGUGCGUGUUCCAAGUCCUGCGAUGGAGGCUACCGAGUGCGUGAAGUGCGUUGCCUUGCAGACGACAUGAUGCAGAGUACGAGUUGUGAUCCGUUCUUCAUGCCGGAAGACAGAGAGGACUGCAACCUCCAGCAGUGCAUGGAGGAAAUAGAUGAAAACUGCCGAGAUAUGUACUUUAACUGCAACGUGGUGGUCCAGGCCAGGCUUUGCAUCUACUCGUACUACAAGACGGCCUGCUGUGCGUCGUGCAGGAAAGUCAGCAGGAGGAACGGACGCAUAAGAAGACGAUAACCAGCCUGAGGACGAAAGAACGUGGACCGUUUUACAAAACAAAGUGCAUUCGAGCAAGGCUGGGGAAGGGGAAGGGGGGAAAAUUAUGAAGGCAUUGCAUGUUCUUUAUGCUUAUUUAAUUUGGCAGAUUGGGAAAGAAAGAAAGAAAGAAAGAAAGAAAGAAAGAAAGAAAGAAAGAAAGAAAGAAAGAAAGAAAGAAUAACCAUGCAAAUUCAUGGCUACCUUUUUAAAAUAAUUACUAACAGGCCAACUGAAAGAAAGAAAGAAAGAAAGAAAGAAAGAAAGAAAGAAAGAAAGAAUAACCAUGCAAAUUCAUGGCUACCUUUUUAAAAUAAUUACUAAAAGGCAAACUGAAAGAAAGAAAGAAAGAAAGAAAGAAAGAAAGAAAGAAAGAAAGAAAGAAAGAAAGAAAGAAAGAAAGAAUAACCAUGCAAAUUCAUGGCUACCUUUUUAAAAUAAUUACUAAAAGGCCAACUGAAAGAAAGAAAGAAAGAAAGAAAGAAAGAAAGAAAGAAAGAAAGAAAGAAAGAAAGAAUAACCAUGCAAAUUCAUGGCUACCUUUUUAAAAUAAUUACUAACAGGCCAACUGAAAGAAAGAAAGAAAGAAAGAAAGAAAGAAAGAAAGAAAGAAAGAAAGAAAGAAAGAAAGAAAGAAUAACCAUGCAAAUUCAUGGCUACCUUUUUAAAAUAAUUACUAACAGGCCAACUGAAAGAAAGAAAGAAAGAAAGAAAGAAAGAAAGAAAGAAAGAAAGAAAGAAAGAAAGAAAGAAAGAAAGAAAGAAAGAAUAACCAUGCAAAUUCAUGGCUACCUUUUUAAAAUAAUUACUAAAAGGCCAACUGAAAGAAAGAAAGAAAGAAAGAAAGAAAGAAAGAAAGAAAGAAAGAAAGAAAGAAAGAAAGAAAGAAAGAAAGAAAGAAAGAAUAACCAUGCAAAUUCAUGGCUACCUUUUUAAAAUAAUUACUAACAGGCCAACUGAAAGAAAGAAAGAAAGAAAGAAAGAAAGAAAGAAUAACCAUGCAAAUUCAUGGCUACCUUUUUAAAAUAAUUACUAAAAGGCCAACUGAAAGAAAGAAAGAAAGAAAGAAAGAAAGAAAGAAAGAAAGAAAGAAAGAAAGAAAGAAAGAAAGAAAGAAAGAAAGAAAGAAAGAAAGAAAGAAUAACCAUGCAAAUGCAUGGCUACCUUUUUAAAAUAAUUACUAACAGGCCAACAGAAAGAAAGAAAGAAAGAAAGAAAGAAAGAAAGAAAGAAAGAAAGAAAGAAAGAAAGAAAGAAAGAAAGAAAGAAAGAAAGAAAGAAUAACCAUUAAAAAUUCAUGGCUACCUUUUCAAAGUAAUUACCAAUAACAGAUCAUCUGAAUAAGAAAGAAAGAAAGAAAGAAAGAAAGAAAGAAAGAAAGAAAGAAAGAAAGAAAGAAAGAAAGAAAGAAAUGCCAAUAAUGUACUACUGACCGAUCCUUUCUAAGUGUUUCACACGCUGGUACUUUGAACUGUAAGAAGCCCGUGCCAAUCGCCGUGAGCCACGUCGCGCCACAUUGUAUCAGAGUCAGAGGUGUUCCUUGUCAUAUAAAAUAUUUUUUAUUUUAAAAUGAA